This is a messenger RNA of Suillus subalutaceus, 774 nucleotides long. RefSeq lists its product as uncharacterized. The transcript has 4 exons. The record is from RefSeq and is a predicted model, not a curated record. NCBI's taxonomy places the organism in Eukaryota, Fungi, Basidiomycota, Agaricomycetes, Boletales, Suillaceae. The coding region runs from base 1 to 774 and encodes 257 amino acids.
AUGGCCGAAUGGGCUGACGUUUACAAAGACAGAGAACAUAAGGAUCCUUCGAGGAAUCGCAUUCUCAUUUACAAGACUAUGCCGAACGCAGCACCCAAUACAGUAUUUCCUAUGGCAAUUCGGCUGCAAGGUCUUUUGCGUGAUUUCCAGGUAGAAAGAUUUGGCAAUUGGACUGGUCAAGAAAGUGAUGCCUUGAAAGUGGUCCAGCAUGUCACCUUAUCUUCAGGAGGCCAUAAAAAAGCAUGGGAUUCUACAAUAGAUUCCAUCAAUCUAGUAUGCGAAUACACAAGUCGGUGCCUACACAUUCCUAUGCAAGGGACGCCAUAUGACAAAGAUCUCUAUCUGCAAAAACAUGCAUUUAUAAAGCGAGAUGAACCAUUAAAAUUGAAGGAUCAUAUCCUUAAAGCAAUAGAUGAUCUGGAAGGUCGAUUUUUGUGCAUCCAAGAACCUUGGAUCCCACAACAGCCUUUGCACGUAGGUGAUUUAACAGAGACAGCUAAAAUCAUGGCGAUGGAUUCCAUGCUUCUGACCAAAGGUGACUUUGUGGACGUUGGAGCUGAACUAGAUUUUGUUACGCACAGAGAUCAAUAUGCACGCACGAUCCUCAAGUGUUUCUUGACAUGUUCAUAUAUAGUGUGGAUAAUUCCAGUGGGCCAAGUCCAGAGUAUGAAUUUGGAUAAUAAAUCGGCUCCCCAAAAAUGCAAAGCGACACCGCCAAAAAUGGACAGGCCUACCAAGAAACACCACACAAUGCCAGGCUUUGAUGAGGUGUAA